UUCAGGAGGAGAGGGAUAUUUUAAUGGAAAAAGGAAUUCAAGUGAAUACAUUUUUAGAUUCAACCUUAAAUUUACUGUGUUUGACUUAAUAAAAUCAGACAAUGAAUUGAAUAUUCUCACAGGUUUAAACAGUUUUAAAAUGCUUGAUACCAUCUUCUGCCUGUGUUAGUGAGUUGCAGUCCAACAAUACUGCCUGUAAGACUACUACAUUAUCUACUAAAGUCAAAAUUGUUCUUGUUAUGAUGAAGUUAAAACUAGCUUUGUCCUUUGCUUGUGUUUCAGUUUUAUUUCAAAUUUCCACAACAACAUGUAGAAGAAUAUUUUUCAAUAUUAUUGCUUAUUUGAGUCAAGUAUUAGGUGCUGCGAUUGUGUGGCCUUCCAAAGAAGAGAUAAUGAAAAACUUACCUUUGUGCUUUCAAAAAUACAGCAAAGUUUGUGUGAUUUUGGACUGCACUGAAGUUUUGGUUGAAAAACCAAAGUGUAUUAGUUGCAGAAUAUUAACUUACUCCCAUUACUAUGGUAAGCAUACUGUUAAAGUAUUAGUUGGAAUUGCCCCAUCUGGUCUUAUCACCUAUUUAAGUAAAGCAUAUGGAGGUAGGGCAUCUGACAAAGCGAUAUUUGAAGAAUCAAAUUUGUUAACUUUACUUGAUCCUUAUACAGAUGAAGUAAUGACGGAUAAGGGUUUUCACAUAGAAGAUGCUUGUUCUGCUAGAGCUAUUGGUUUAGUACGCCCACCAUUUGUAAGAAAGCAAAAUCAAUUAAGCAAGCAUGAUGCACUGGAAACUGCAGAAAUAGCAAAGGCCAGGGUACAUGUUGAACGAGCUAUUCAGAGAAUGAAACUAUUUGCUGUUUUAAAACAAAAAUUAGACUGGACUUUACUGCCACACAUUGACAAAAUUCUAACCAUUAUUUGUGGUGUGAACAUUUUCAUUUUGACUCUAUAUAAUGAAUGAAGCAGUAUUAAACAGCAAUUUAAUACUGUUUUUUCAUAAUCUCAUAGUUAAUAAGGCUUACUCAUUUUUGUUUUUCAAUUUUUGUAUGAUAAAGAACUCAAACACUAGUUAGGACAAAACAUUUUAU
This is a messenger RNA of Centruroides sculpturatus (bark scorpion), 1080 nucleotides long. RefSeq lists its product as uncharacterized. The transcript has a single exon. NCBI's taxonomy places the organism in Eukaryota, Metazoa, Arthropoda, Arachnida, Scorpiones, Buthidae. The record is from RefSeq and is a predicted model, not a curated record. The coding region runs from base 240 to 953 and encodes 237 amino acids.